Etheostoma spectabile (orangethroat darter) is the source of this 1275-nucleotide messenger RNA. RefSeq names its product LysM, putative peptidoglycan-binding, domain containing 2 (gene lysmd2). The coding region runs from base 238 to 873 and encodes 211 amino acids. Lineage: Eukaryota; Metazoa; Chordata; Actinopteri; Perciformes; Percidae. The record is from RefSeq and is a predicted model, not a curated record. The transcript is spliced from 3 exons.
UUCUUCCUCCUGGACGUUUUUACGACAACGUAAACGGGUCUAUGACAAAAGCUACCCGUGAGGAAGUGGUCCCCGAAACAUGUCUCGUAUCUCCCGGGUUAACAUGCGGAAUAUGACCGGGGAUGGGAAUCUCCCUGCCGCCUGAACCAGCGGUUUACUGUACUGCAGCGAGUCAACUAGCUAGAGCGUCAAGACAAACAGAGGUGACAGGCGGGCUCUUUAUUUAUUCAAGAGAAGAUGGCGGAGUUUUCGCCCGUCCUGCCGAUGCGGGAUGGAGGAGGACGGUUUGGCCAACCCAUUUUCUCUCGGUCCAGGUCCGGGUCCGAGUCAGAGAGCGAACUGUCCCAGAGCCUGGCCCGGACCAAGAUCCGCUCGUACGGGAGCACAGCUAGCGUCACGGCUUCUCUGGGGGAGAAAUACAUAGAGCAUCGGGUUACAGACAGUGAUACCCUGCAAGGGAUUGCUCUCAAAUAUGGUGUUACGAUGGAGCAAAUCAAGAGAGCCAACAAGCUGUUCAGCAAUGACUGCAUUUUUCUGAAGAAUAGCCUCAACAUCCCUGUGGUGUCGGAGAAGCGCUACAUAUUCAACGGACUGUCUCUGGAGUCUCCUGAUGGGGACAGUGAAGCAGCAUGCCAGGAGGCAGAUACACCUUGUGUUAUGUUGCAGGAUAUCGAGGGACCCUCGCCAGCCCCAUCCCCGCCCCCGGAGAACUCCAAACGCCCCCAGCCAGAGGAGCUGUCAGCCAAAGACUUCUUACACAGACUGGACUUGCAAAUUAAACAAUCAAAACAGGCAGCACGCAGGCUGAAAGAAGAGGAAGUAAGGAACAAUGAGGACUACACAACCCCAACAACGUCAUAUCAGGAGAUAUAAAGGACCCGUUUGUUUACUGCACGCGCACCCACACACACACACACACACACACACACACACACAACACAAACCACACACAACACAACCCACACAAACCACACACACACACACACACACACACACACACACACACACACAACAAUGCUUUUAUUUCCUCUUUACCUUUUUCCUUUACCAAACCAUGUUGAACAAAAGUGUUUGCUUUUUAUUUAUUGAUAUGCAAUUAUUAGAUGUAUGGUCGUUUUGUUUUUUUCUUCUUGGAGACGGAGGUGCGUCUGAUAAACAUAGCAUCUGAGCGCACGUGCUCAACUCAUCAUAUGCUUCUGAAGCUGCUGUACAGAACCCACCUGCUACACACACACACACACACACACACACACACACACACACACACACACACAA